AUGGCACGGAAACCCAAAUCCAUCGAAGUGGCGUCGACCUCCAAACUCGACAAACCUACACCAGCCCCAUCCACCGCGACCGCUACGGCUGGUCUUCUUUCGGACUCGGCCUCGGAUUCGGACUCGGGUGCUGGCUCCUCCUCGUCUGGUUCAUCCUCCUCAUCGAAGGCGAAGCAGAAGAAGAAGAACAAGUCCAGAGACCGACUCUCCCUCAACCAAUCCUUUGCGACCUCUUACAAACUCAAGAAACAAACCGAAGAACUCUCGAAACUGCAAGACAAGUACGGUACCAAACUAGACCAACUCUCUUCCAACGGCGAAGAAGACUCCGAAGCGUCGACGGUCUACAGCGAUGAUGAUUCGGAUGCCGAAUUGGUCACGCCACAAGUGGACGUCGCUAUUUUCAAGACGUUGGCCAAGAUCAGGAACAAGGAUCCCGCGGUGUACGAGCCGCAGAAGAUGGUCUUUGAAGAGGAGGAGAAGGGUUUGGCUUCCACUUCGGGCACUGCAUCGACAAAGCCCAAGCCUUCUUCGAGCAAGCCCGUGCUUUUGAAGGAUUACCAACUCCAGCGAGUGCUCGCCGAUCCUACGCAUUCACAAAUCGACGACGAAUCGAUCCCGGACGCCUCGUUCCAACCCCCGACCUACGCCCAGCAGGAACAAGCGCUCAAGGAACAAGUCAAACAAGCAUUUUUCCAAGCCAGCGAUUCGGACGACCAUCACGAGGGAGACGAUGACGAUGAUUUUUUGGUCAAGAGAACCCAGACCAAGGAUGAGGCGCAAAAGGAACAAGACGAGUAUGCGCAGUUUCUCAAGACCAAUUUGGGUGCUAAGGCAGUCAAGGAGGCGUUGCACGAAGAGGAGAAAUUCUUGAACGAGUCAGUCUGCACAGACCUGUUCUCUGGGAUACACUUGAAAGCUGACCCCGAGGCCCGCUUCCUCCUCAGCUACCUGCUCCACCGAGGCUGGAUUGACCCCAAAGCGAGAAAGAAUCGCAUCCCUUCCUACAAAGAAAUCACCGGCGGUAACGACAACUCCGAUGACGAGAUCGAACACGUCCAAUCGCUCGCCAAGGACGGCAAGAAAGCGCGUCAACUCUUGGCUGAAUCCGUCAAAGCCGCUGCUCUCAAAGCUGAGAGAGCCGAAGGCGAGGAGGAGGAGGAGGAAGAGGAGGAUGAAACUCGUCUCAAUCCAGGCUUGCACGAUUCGUCCGAUUCCGAAUUCGAGGAGCAAGCCGAAGAGUUCGAACACAAGUACAACUUCCGCUUUGAAGAAGCUCAAGGCGCCGACCUGGUCACCCAUUCCCGAACGGCCAUGUCCUCCUUACGUAAACCGACAACAGCGACGACCGCGCGCCAAAGGGCUCGAGAGGCGGCUAAGACCAAGAAGGAACAGGAAAAGUUGGAGAGGAAGGAGGAGGUGAGGAGGCUGAAGGCCUUGAAGAGGAAGGAGGUCGAGGCCAAAUUGGCGAAAUUGAUCGAGGCGGCUGGGGAAGGGACCAAGGGAUUGGAUGCCAUUGAUUUGGAGGGCGAUUGGGACGAGGCGGAACAUGAUCGAAAGAUGCAGGAGAUAUAUGGGGAAGAUUAUGAUCAGGGAGAGGAUGAGGGGUUUAAGCCGACAUGGGACGACGAUAUCGACAUCGGCGACAUUGAAGAGGUCGGUGACGAUGAGCUUGGAUUCGCCCAUGGCGGAGAUGACGGUGACGAGGCCAUGGAGGGAGACUACGACGAGGACGAGGAUGAAGAUGACGAGGAUGGCGAAAAACCAGGCAAUAAAAAGUCUAAACGCCAAGCACGAAGAGAAGCGCGCAAGAAGCGCAAGGGGCGUGACGACGAAGGUUUGCCAGUCGAACUACUCGAAGCCGCACGACAAAGUGGCGACGAAGCACGGAAACGCGUGGUCGAUGCCAUGGUCGAUGACUACUACGCCCUCGACUACGAGGACAAGGUCGGUGAUAUCGCCACUCGAUUCAAGUACGCCAAGGUCGAACCGACAGGGUAUAACCUCACUGCAGAGGAGAUCUUGCUCGCGACCGAUGCGGAGUUGAAUCAAUUCAUGAGUCUGAAGAAGUUGGCACCUUAUCGGAGGUCGGAUGAGGAGAAGGUCAAGGCGUCCAAGCAGAAGAAGAGGCUCAAGGAGUUGCGCGAUUCGAUCAAGGCUCGAAAGUGGGGAGACGAGUUGCCGGCAGAUGGAGAUGAGCCGCCUAGGAAACGCAAGAAGUACAGCCAAGAGACCGGUGGUAGUACAUCCAAGGAAGGUGGCGCCCCGAAGAAGAAGCGAGCGGGUAAGAGUGAGAGGAAGAGGAAGGGUAAGAGCGCUGGAACGAGUGAGGCAGGCGACGAUGCAGAGUAG
Molecule: messenger RNA, 2352 nt
Organism: Microbotryum saponariae
Lineage: Eukaryota; Fungi; Basidiomycota; Microbotryomycetes; Microbotryales; Microbotryaceae
Source: the annotation of a GenBank genome assembly